AUAUUUCGGUGCAAAGAUGGUAAUUGAAUGCAUCGCGAUCACGAAAAAUAUUUGAGUGAUAUCAAGUUGGAAAUCCCAUGACUAACAAUCUGACAGACAUCUACAGUAGUAACGAAGAUAAUUACAUCUAAUUGUUAUCAUCCAUGUUUUUUCCAGAAUUUUUCCCAACAUAGCAUUAAUAACAAGACUUACGUGAGCGCUCCGGACCUUAAGUACAAGAACGUGAUAAAAUGUCUCUUUGCAGAAGCUAUGAUGAAUCUUACCGCGCUAGCAAUGAGUAAUAAAGAUCUUAAUAUAAAGUGCACCUUUAUCGGGGAUCAUCAUGUUUUCCGGUUAUGUAUUAGUAAUGCAUCUUUGCGAGCAGGAUGCUUGCAAUCCCGUGUUUUUCUCUGCGACAAGUAGAACUGCGAAAUGCAGAAGAAUCGUGCAGAUUUUUGCGUGUCUUCGUUUCUAAAACACGUCGAACGAAGCUUUCGACAUGGUCGUAGAAAUAUCUCGUCAAGUUAGCGGGCAUCGGUAACCGAAGCGCGAAAAGAUUCGUCACCGAUAAAAUACAAGCGUGGCGUUGCCGUCGCCAUCGCCGUCGCUGUGGACCCACUAUGGACCAGAACGGAGAAGUAAACAAAAGAUCUGAUGCGCGCGUUUCACUCGGGCGGGUCUUGUUGGGUCUGCUCCGAGUGAAUUACUUCGAUCGAUAAUCUAUAUCAUUCAUCCGUUCGAGGAAAGGCGGGAACAUAUUCAGAGGCACGUCACGGUCUAUCGCUAAGAGCAAUUGAUAACGAAAUUUCUCCUAAUGAUUAGAAGAAAUUAGAUUAAAAGAUGGUGGAGAUUAAAAUAUCUUCGUCAAAAGAUGAUGAUAUAUUAACGCAGGACGAUGCAAUUAAUCUCGCAAAUUUGAAAUUGUAUACGAACGUUAAUGUGAAGAAUUUAAAGACCAACAGAAAAAAUGUUUUAUUUAUUAUUUGCAAUGUAUUGAUAUUUCUCAUUCUUAUAAUCUGCUUCAUGAUAUCCAGAAUAAUUUUGAUUACGGCACAAAAUGAAGAAAACACAAUACGAAUUUAUCGAACAUCGGAAGAAGUACAUCGAAAAAUAAAAGACUUAGAAGUACGGAUAAAUAAUAUUAUGUCGAGGCUCAAAUACAAUAAUCAAAAUAUAAUUAGCACUUAUCCGUGGCGUAUCCGAUCAAUAGAUUAUUCAAAGUCUUUCAUUCGCGAGCCCGCUAAUCUAUCGAAAAUAAAAAAUGAUCGCGAUUCCAACACUGCCUUGGUGAUUUUUGAUGUGAAUAAUUCGACGGUUCCAUCUGCUUUCGUUCAAUCACUGACCACAAUGGAUCGUCAAAAUCAUGUAAUUGAAAAAAAUAGUAGUAUUUUCGAUAUAAUUAAUCCGUCGAUAAGAUCGGAAAACAAUUUGAUCACCGAGCCUAAGAUGAAAGACUUGUUACGUGAAAAGAGAGCUAUAUUGAAGAUUGAAGCACAAAAUCAUACGAUGACGAAAGAUGUGCAAAGCGGAAAUGAUACAAUGGAUACAUCAAGGGAAUCACGAGCGAGAAAAUUACAGAGAGACGAAGGAAGAGGUAAAAAACGGCGACUAAACAGAAGGAGGCCCAAACGCAGUCGCAGGCGAUUGGAUCCGGCAGUGGUUACGUUUGUUGGUGCAAUACCGGAACAAGAGUUUAAAAACACAGUUUAUAUAGGUCCAUGGAUCAAAAGUAGCAGGAGCAAUGGUGCAUACGAUUUCACCAAGUUCUACUUGGCAGAGGAAAAUUAUUCAAUUGAAGUUACCAUAAGUGGUUUAUAUAUGAUCUCUGUACAGAUUUUUUAUUUUGGAAAACCGAUAAAUCAUUCUUAUUGGGUGUUGUUAAAUUCUGAGGGUUCAUCAAUGAAACAAAAACUUAUUACAUGUGCCAUCGCUUCUGUUAGUACAGAAGGAGGAUCAUGUUAUACGAGUAUUACUACAUAUCUACAGAAAGGUGACAGAUUAUCUAUACAACAACAAGAGAGAAAUAGAUUGGUUAAACUGAGAGAAGGAUAUAGUCAAGUCCAACUUGUGCUACUUGCCAAUGAUAAACAUAGAAGAGGGCCAAGAGCUAACAUUUUCUAUAAUGAACAUUUAUGUUCGACGCGUAUACAUAUCUUUAUCUAAGGAAGGUUCUCUUAUGCAAAAAGAAUAAUAUGCAGUUUUUAUUUCCGAGGAAUCAAAUCGAUUUUAGAUGUGAUGUUAGUAUUAUGGAUAAUUAGUAGAGAAUUAGUUAUAGACUCGCAAAUUGCUCAGUUUGAAGGUAAAUAUUAAUUGAUUUUUAUAUACACUUUUGUAAAUGCUAGUGGGUAAGAAAAGUUUUAUUACUUUUUUGUACUAUAGUUAGCUAUUAGAAAUUUGACAUUGUGCCAAUGUAAUAUAAAUAAGUAAAAAAGUAUAAAAAAUUAUAAAAAUAAUUUUAAUAAAAUAUGAAGAAGAUUUUAAUGUUGACGUCAUAUAUAUUGUUAGUUAUAAUAAUCUAUUGCAUUCUAGAAACUUUAUAAAUUUAUCAACUUUACUUUGAUUUUAUUGAAAGACUGUGAGAUAAUGUGGAUUUUCACUACAGUUUAUAUUCUGACAUUGUGUAACAAUAUGCAUUUAUGAAACUGAUAAAUUAAUAGAGACACUUAAUGUGUAUUUGAUAGAGUAAAUAUUUGUAAUUUAGAAUUUAUUUAUUAUUUAUAUUCAUUAUGCUUACAUGCAGUAAAAAGUAUAUACAAAGGUAUAUUUACAAUGAUGAUAUACAGAAUUUACAAUCUAACAUGAACAUGUAAUAACUGUCUGGUUUUAUACAUGCUUGUACAACUAAUAUACGUGCUAACAAGUUUCAUUAGUAAUAAUUUAUGUCAUUUUUAAAUAUAUAUCUACGCGGCUACACUAUAAAUACAAAAACUAUUUGGUAAUCAUGGAUUCAUUUAUAAUACGCGAUCGAGAAAAUGUGAUUCUUCAUGAAUUAAGUCGAUUUGCCAGACAACUCUUUCUUUUACCCAAAUGUUUUAUCUAUGAAUACGUUCUUUUUUUGUAACGAAUUACAAGGAAACGACGUCGUUAUUGGUACGAUAUAUCGCGCAAAAUAUUUUAUUAUUCAGUUAAUUAUGUUUUAUUUUGUUGACUUAUCCGACUGAUAUCAAUCUACACAUUAAUCCUUAAAUGAAUAAUCUCUUUUAUAUUACCGAAAUACAAUAUAUAUAAAAUGAUUGAACAGCAUAAUAAACUAGGAUGGAUUUAUAGACAGAAAUAA
Molecule: messenger RNA, 3256 nt
Organism: Cataglyphis hispanica
Lineage: Eukaryota; Metazoa; Arthropoda; Insecta; Hymenoptera; Formicidae
Exons: 10
Coding region: 820-2142 (440 amino acids)
Molecular function (GO): receptor ligand activity
Source: RefSeq, a predicted model, not a curated record